Molecule: messenger RNA, 504 nt
Organism: Trichomonas vaginalis G3
Lineage: Eukaryota; Parabasalia; Trichomonadida; Trichomonadidae
Product: RNA polymerase II transcription regulator recruiting protein
Exons: 1
Coding region: 1-504 (167 amino acids)
Source: RefSeq, a predicted model, not a curated record
AUGGACUUUGAUGACUUGAACCUCUCAAGAACCAAAUUCUCUGCAGCUGAAGAUGAACUUCUUAGGAAAACAGUCCAGAAGUACGGAGCUAAAAAAUGGAACACCAUUGCCCAGCAUUUGCCGGGAAGAACUGCUCGUCAAUGCCGUGAUAGAUUUCAGAACUACCUUAGUCCAGAUCUGACUAACGGACCUUGGUCUCAUGAAGAAGAUCUCUUAUUACUUGAAAAAGUUGACGAAUAUGGAUCAUGCUGGUCAAAAAUAAAUAAAUUCUUUGAUGGAAGAUCCCCAAACAAUAUAAAGAACAGAUACAAUACCCACUUGGCAAAAAGUAAAUAUCACAGCAAAAAGCACCUCAAAAAAGUUGCCCCGAGCAUUAAAAAAGAAGAGGAGAAUGAAUGUGAUGUUAUAAAAUUCGAUGCUGUUGUUACAGCAAAGCUAUGGGAAGCAUUUAACUCUCAAGAUUAUUUUUCAAAUAAUUUAGACUUGUUAUUUAUUUUUGAUUGA